UUCACUCUAUUCUUUCUCUGCUUUGUGCCUGACACCAUGAGACUGCCCCUGCUGUGUGUUUGCGGAGUCCUGGUGAUAAACCUCACACAGAGCUCUGUGGCUGUGAGCAGCAGCACCUCCAAGGUUGGAGACAAGGAGCUGGGUGGUGAUAGAGAGGUUACCGGUGGUGGUUGCCCGGUGAAGUUAAGACCGGCUGGGCAGUGCAGUGAUGAGGAUGAGUGCCCAUAUCAAAUCACUCUGCCUCCACUCACCAUCCAGCUGCCUAAACAAUUUCGGCUGCUGGAGAAGACCGUCAAAGAGCUGCAGAGUCUGAAAGAGACGGUCAACCGCCUUAAAAACACCUGCUUAGAAGGCAAGAAGUACCAGGCAGACCAAAACCUGCAAAGGGACAGCAGUGAGCCACCUCUACAGGACCAACCUGCAGCGAUCAGUGCAGGUCAGGACAUCUCCAACAUCUCCACCACCUUCAGCAACAGUCUGGUGAAAGAGAUGCAGAUAAAGAUGAACCGUAUGUCAACGAGCUUGAGGAAUGCGAGAAACCAGAUCAACGGUUUGCAGGGUCAGCUGGAAGGAAUCAAGAUCCUCAACCUGAAAAAUGUGGAGGCUAUUGUUGACAACAAAGUGGAGAACAUCAGCAAUGUGGUCAGUCGUCUCAGCAGCACCUGCUCUAGCCAGUGCCCUGCCCGCAACUCACCACAACACAUCUUAGCUCCUCGUGACUGCUCUGACUAUGGUAUUCUUGACGUACGCAAGAAUGGCGUUUACAAGGUCACACCCGAUCCCAGGAACAGCAGUUUUGAGGUCUUCUGUGAUAUGGAGUCCUAUGGUGGGGGCUGGACGGUGGUGCAGCAGCGACUCCACGGCAAUGUGAGCUUCAACCGCAUGUGGAACGACUACAAAAAGGGUUUUGGUGACCUGCAUGGUGAGUUCUGGCUGGGCAAUGACAACAUCCACCUGCUCACCAAAGCCAAGGACAUGAUACUGCGCGUGGAGCUGGAGGAUUUUGAGGGCGUGCGAGGAUAUGCAAAGUAUGAUCAGUUCUACAUUGCCAACGAGUUCCUCCGUUAUCGCUUGUCUAUCAGUGGCUACUCAGGUACAGCUGGUGACGCGCUGCACUUCAGCAAGCACUUCAAUCACGACCAGUGCUUCUUUACCACGCCUGACAGGGACAACGACCGUUACCCUUCAGGCAACUGCGGUGCCUACUACAGCUCCGGCUGGUGGUUUGACGCCUGUAUGUCUGCCAACCUCAAUGGCAAGUACUACCACAAACGCUACAAAGGUGUGCGCAAUGGCAUCUUCUGGGGCACGUGGCACAAUAUGUCCUCUGAGUAUUACCCCACCAAUUACAGGCAAGCUUUUAAGACAGUCAAAAUGAUGAUCAGGCCAAAGAAUUACGUGCCAUAAAUCAGCAGGCGGAACGAAAGACAACGUGAUGUGAAAAGAACACUUACAUUCCAAAGCUUUCCACACCUUGUGGUACUAUUCACAAUUUCAAAGCUUAAGACUAAUUCUUAUAUGUUACAGUAACAGAUGGCCAAGGACUCUGAUGAAGCACCCUCUGAUGAGAAAGUAUGUGAUAUCGAGUGUGCUAUCUAUGUCUAAAAAUAAAAGUGUACACGCUGUAGCAAACACUCUAACACAUGGGUCCUGCAUAAAGAGCAGUGGUAAACAUCUAAAAAUCUAAAACCAAAGUAAUACACAUAUAACAUUACAAUAGGGACAUGUGUCUAACAUAAAGAACAGUGGAAUACAGCUAAUAUCGUUCUUUUAUAUGCCUUCUUUAGAAAUAAGAGAUCGUUUAAAGGCUAAUUUCUGUAUCUUUUUUUUUUUAUGUCAUACUGCCAUCUUGCUUUCCAGUGUCUCCAAUACAACAUUACAACCAGCAGGGCUUGGUAGAGAAUCAAACGUGAUAAAGUCAAGACAGAAAUGUACAGUAUUUAUUAUUGAAAGUGUGAUAUCAGAAUCAGUAUUACAUAAAAUAGUUACAGGAGUAAUUGUGUGACUAUUUUGAAGAAUGAACCAAUAACAUAAGGAUGAGCUGCAUUAUGACGUGAUAUCUGUGUUUUGUCUGAGAAUGAGAGUCUGGGUUUAAUACUGUUUUUAUCUUCAAAAAAUACUUUCUGUACAGUAAAUCAGAGAACUGCUAUUUUCUGAAAUGGUUUAUUUUUUGUUCCUGAGUCUGUU
Chanos chanos (milkfish) is the source of this 2187-nucleotide messenger RNA. It is a transcript of the gene fgl2a, whose product is annotated as fibrinogen-like 2a. The coding region runs from base 37 to 1407 and encodes 456 amino acids. The transcript has 2 exons. NCBI's taxonomy places the organism in Eukaryota, Metazoa, Chordata, Actinopteri, Gonorynchiformes, Chanidae. The record is from RefSeq and is a predicted model, not a curated record.